This is a messenger RNA of Dovyalis caffra, 1284 nucleotides long. The record is from the annotation of a GenBank genome assembly. NCBI's taxonomy places the organism in Eukaryota, Viridiplantae, Streptophyta, Magnoliopsida, Malpighiales, Salicaceae.
AUGGAUCUUCUUUGCAACGCAUACUCUAACUCCUCGGAUGAAGAAUCCGAACCCAAACGCGAACCCGAAUACCAACCCGUUAUUCCUCCUCCUCUAAAACGUUUCAAACCGGAAAUCCCAUCUCAAAAUAUCCGAACAGAAGCUCCGGUUUCUGGCAGAUACAUUUCCAAGCGAGAACGAGCUCUCUCUGCUCAAUCGUCUCAGGUCCCCAACCCGGAAAAGAAAACGAACCCGAACCCGAAUCACCCCGCUGUCACUUCACCUGUUCUGGGAAGUAUUAGUGAUUCGGAGAUACCCCGUGAUGUUUUAUCAUCGUUGAGGCAAGCAAACAGCCGUGUAUCGCUAAGUCAAAUACCCAAAAGGCGGGCUGUGGAUUUGCGUAGCCAUACGAAGGCUGUCAAUGCUUUACAUUGGUCUCCAAGUCAUGCUCAUCUUCUUGCUUCUGCUGGGAUGGAUCAAACUGUCUGUGUAUGGAAUGUGUGGAGCAGAGAUCAGAAAAUAGCACGUGUAUUUAGAUGUCAUAAUGCAGCAGUGAAAGAUGUGAAAUGGUCGCCACAAGGAUUAUCUGUGCUUUUUUGUGGAUACGACUGCGCAUCAAGGUUGAUUGAUGUUGAAAAGGGGAUAGAAACUCAGAUUUUCAAGGAAGAUCAGGUUGUUGGAGUUAUAAAGUUCUGUCCAGAUAACUCCAACAUCUUCCUUUCUGGAGGAUCAAAGGGUCGUCUCAGAUUGUGGGAUAUUAGAAGUGGCAUGGUGGUCCACGAAUACAUUCGAGGUCUAGAUCCAGUACUUGAUGUUGAAUUUACCAUCAAUGGCAAACAGUUUAUCUCAUCCAGUGAUGUCUCUGGAAGCAAUGUCAGUGAAAAUUCUAUCAUUGUUUGGGAUGUCUCACGGCAGGUUCCAUUGUCCAACCAGGUUUAUGUGGAGGCCUAUACAUGUCCCAGCGUUAGGUGCCAUCCAUUUGAGCCAUGUUUUGUUGCCCAGUCAAAUGCAAAUUACAUUGCUAUCUUCUCGUCAAGUCCCCCUUUCAGGCUGGACAAGUAUAAAAGGUAUGAAAGCCAUGGUGUCUCUGGGUUCCCUAUUAAGUGCAAUUUCAGCUUGGAUGGUGAGAAGCUUGUAUCUGGAUCCUCAGAUGGUUCUAUAUACUUCUAUAACUAUAGGUCAUCAGUGCUUGUCAGGAAAAUCAAGGCAUACGAGCAAGCGUGCAUAGAUGUUGUUUUCCACCCAGUUUUGCCAAAUGUAAUUGCUUCAUGCAGUUGGAAUGGGGAUGUUUCGGUAUUUGAGUGA